This is a messenger RNA of Triticum urartu, 1139 nucleotides long. The record is from RefSeq and is a predicted model, not a curated record. Lineage: Eukaryota; Viridiplantae; Streptophyta; Magnoliopsida; Poales; Poaceae.
CCGUGUCCGUCUCCACUGAAGCGGUAGCGGGGAGCGCAGAGGAGACACCGUUGCGAUGUUGGCUGUCCGGUGCGGCGGCGGCUGCGGCGGCGCCGGCGCCUACCCGACGGCUCAGAGGACAACGGCUGCUCGGAGCGGAGCCUUCAGCGGCCGCAGCGCCCUUCUUGCUGCGGGAACUGGGGCCAGGGAGCUGAGCCUUAGGGUUUCCCUCUCGCCCAACUCCCAACCCCACCGCGUCGGCGCUUCAUGCCCGUGGCCAGUGCGUUGCCCCCCCCUGUCCUUCUCCUGACAUGGAGGUGCCGCGCGUCAGUAAGAAGAAGACCAGGAGCGAGGAAUGGGAGGUGUUGAAGACGGAGUUCGGACGCAUGUUCCGCCCGCAGCUUCGCAACUUAGGGGAACUCUUUUCGCUCCGCCGUGUCUACGACAUUGAGGAUUAUCAGCUGGGCACCCUCUUUGGUGCAUUUCUUGGAUGUGUUGGCUGUUACCAACUGUGGAAGACGGCGCCUUCCAUAUUUGUUGAUGCAGUGCUCGCAUUCAUCUUCUACAAGCUCAGUGUUUUGUCCUCAGAGUUACACAGAAGCCACAAGUCCAACAGCCUGAUUACGCGGCUGAAAUUCGGCAUCAUACUUAUCAUGGUUUGGAAGGACAUCAAGAAAAACUAUGUCCUCCUGGAUGUUAUUAGGAUGCCGGUUCUCCUCCUCUACAUUUGUGCAUUCCUGUUCGAUGUUGCUGGCGUGAAGAAAUAUGGAAGGGAAGGCUUGGUCUAUUUUGUCAAUCUGUUGAAAACCAGAGGUGGGCUUCAAGAGAUAUACAGGAUUAUGUGGUUGCCUGGCUAUGUCUCUCCCUAUGACGAUUCUGCGAACUAGUUAUGAGGCUCAGGUUCUUGAUGUGCAUGCAUGAGAAACAGACUGCAUCACCUUGGGUAUUUUCUGGAUGGGCAUGUAUCGGAUCAAACUCCUAGAGAUUUGCAAGGAAUUUUGUUUAGUUUAAGGGAUUUGGUGUAGUAGCGCCUCAUCCAAACAAGCCCUUUGUUCGGGUGUAGAAUAUGGGAGCCCCAGUCUGUAAUAUAUGUGCGUAUUAGUUCUCAUUUGUAUAAGCCACCAUAUGUCUAGUAGUAUCUAACUUAUCUUAGAUAUAAA